GAUUGAUUCUCUCCAUCAGUUUCAGUUAUGUCCACAAAAAUGCUGUGUGCUCUAUCACGCACCCGAUUUCUGCCAUCAUUUUCAAUUUCAAUUCACCAACUUUCUUCCUCCGGAAGUCUCUCAUCCUCCGCCGUAACCCCUAAACACCGAUCACAUCAGCAUGUCGGAACAACCGCAGAUCGUUGAACACGUGGUCCUCUUCAAAGUAAAACCAGAUGCCGACUCUAGCAAACUCGCGGCUAUGGUGAGUGGACUCAACGGCUUAGCAUCACUCAACCUCACCCUCCACCUCUCCUUCGGACAACUCCUUCACUCUCGGUCAUCGUCGCUUACCUUCACUCACAUGCUUCACAGUCGGUACAGAUCAAAGGAGGAUCUCCGGGAGUACGCCGUUCAUCCUGAGCACGUUCGUGUGGUCAACGAGAAUAAACCGAUCAUUGAUGACGUCAUGGCCGUUGAUUGGAUGUCUAAUGGUGGUAGUGUCUCACCGAAGCCAGGGUCGGCGAUGAGAGUUACAUUUCUGAAGUUGAAGGAGAAUUUAGGGGAAAAUGAGAAAGCUAGGGUUUUGGAAGUGAUUGGAGAAAUUAAAGAUCAGUUUCAAGCGAUUGAACAGCUAAGUUUGGGUGAGAAUUUCUCUCAUGACAGGGCGAAAGGGUUUACGAUCGCUUCAAUCGCUGUUUUGCCUGGGCAGGCUGAUUUGGAGGCACUGGAUUCAAAUUCGGAGAUUGUGAACUCGCAGAAGGAGAAAGCCGGUGAUUCCAUAGACAGCGUGGUGGUUGUUGAUUAUGUGAUUCCACCUCCGCAGGAAGCUAACCUCUAAUGGAUGCCUGUUCCAGGUUCUUUACUUUUCUUUGAGUACGUGUUGCGUUAUGUUUAAUCCUUUGUUGAAUAAUAUUUAUGUAUGUGAUGCUCUUGUGUUAUCAAUGUAUAUAACGAUUGUUUCAUUCUUUUCA
This is a messenger RNA of Lactuca sativa (garden lettuce), 953 nucleotides long. Its product is annotated as stress-response A/B barrel domain-containing protein UP3. The record is from RefSeq and is a predicted model, not a curated record. NCBI's taxonomy places the organism in Eukaryota, Viridiplantae, Streptophyta, Magnoliopsida, Asterales, Asteraceae.